AUGGGUAUGUGGUUAACUGGAUUUGGCUUGGCGCUUGUGCUUGCGACUGGUGUGUCUGAUGCACAAUGGCGAGGAAGAUCAACUCAAACUCAGAAACCUCGUGCAUUUAGGCCUCUGUCACAUAUGCAAGUUCCUCUGCAGAGUGAAACCAGGAUGCCCCAGUUUCCGCAGACCAACAACCCCAUGCUUGUGCCACAGAGAUUUCCUUCUCAGUUUUCAAUGCAGACCCCUGUUAUGGCUGUUGGAAGGCCCGGUCAAGAUCCUGUCGGUGUUCAAUCUAAACAGCUAUUGCAGGGCCCGAUGGAAAAACUGAUGUGGACCUUUCCAGGACUGCCGGAAGAACCGGUACAGCCAGAGAUUCCUUUUGAGCUGCGGAACCCUGUUUCUCCCAAUAGUGUUGGGGCUCAGUGUGGUGAGAACUUUGUGUAUGUGGAAGUGAUGGAGGACUUCUUUGGGACUGGAAAACGACUGAUGGCUUCUGGUUUUGCACUGGGAGGCUGUGGACCAACAGGGCAAGACGAUAAUGCUGGAGUGCUCAUUUUUGAAUCUGAACUGCAUGGAUGUGGGAGCAUGUUGACAGUGACCGAUGAUGAGCUUGUUUAUACCUUCACCCUGGUCUAUUCUCCCCAAGAGGUUUCAAUUGAUAUUCCUAUUCUCAGGAGUAAUGCUGCUGAGGUCCGCAUUGAGUGUCACCAUCCAAGAAUGCAUAAUGUGAGCAGCAAUGUCCUGAUGCCCACUUGGGUACCAUAUGCAGCUACUAAGGUCUCAGAAGAGUGGUUCAUCUUCUCACUCAAGCUUAUGACUGAUGAGUGGCAGUUUGAGAGACCUUCAAACCAGUACUUCCUGGGUGACAUUGUGAAUAUCGAGGCCUCUGUGAAGACCUACAACCAUGCACCUGUCCGUGUGUUUGUGGACCGUUGCAUAGCUACUGCGUCCCCUGAUGUGAACUCUGCCCCCAAUUACUCCUUCAUUGAGAAUAAUGGGUGCCUGGUUGAUGCCAAGUUCACCGGCUCGAGCUCUCGCUACCUGCCUCAAACUCAAAUCGACAAGCUGCAGUUUCAGCUGGAGGCUUUUAGGUUCCAACAAAUGAACAGUGGGCUGGUCUACAUCACAUGCAUUUUGAAGGCGGUUCCUGUAGCCACUCCAACAAAUCCUGAGCAGAAGGCUUGUUCGUUCUCCCCUAAUGGGUGGAUGUCUGUAGAUGGAUCUGAUCAGGUGUGUGGCUGCUGUGACUCGACCUGUAGUAGUGUUACCGGCCAGGUUGUUCAAGAUCUACGCUGGGAGCAAGCAUCUGUCGGGCCCCUCAAUGUGAAGGAAUUCAGACGACAGUAA
Messenger RNA from Triplophysa dalaica, 1332 nucleotides. RefSeq names its product zona pellucida sperm-binding protein 3-like. Gene Ontology annotation, molecular function: acrosin binding. Gene Ontology annotation, biological process: egg coat formation; binding of sperm to zona pellucida; positive regulation of acrosome reaction. The transcript is spliced from 8 exons. Bases 1 to 1332 code for a protein of 443 amino acids. NCBI's taxonomy places the organism in Eukaryota, Metazoa, Chordata, Actinopteri, Cypriniformes, Nemacheilidae. The record is from RefSeq and is a predicted model, not a curated record. Gene Ontology annotation, cellular component: extracellular matrix.